AUGCGCCCGUCAUCCGCGCUCUUCUUCGCUUUCGCCGCCUCGGCCGUCGCGCAGGACCAGGUCCCGCUGCUCGACAAGCUCAAGGGCUUCUUCAACCAAGCAACUGCCGCCAUCUCGUCAGCAGUACCCGCCGACCCUUCAGCACCCGUCAAGGCUGCAUCUGGAAAGGUCGCCGAGUCGAUCCAGCAUGAGCUGACCCUGGAGAAUUGGAAGGAUGUGUUGACGGUAGACCCCACCGCAAGCGCACCGACGACGCAGGACUGGCUGGUGUAUAUCACCGGUGGCAAUGCGACGUGCUUUGGACUGUGCGGAAACACGACCAAGGCCUGGAACGCCUCCCUCCCUCUUCUGGCUGCCCAGCCCAACGCACCCAAGUUCGCCGUUGUCGACUGUGAUAAGGAGCAGAUCCUUUGCAACUCGUGGUCCGUCGGCCCGCCGUCUCUAUACUACUUCCAAAUUCCCAAGCCCCUGGCCGACCAGUCGGCUCCCGCAACCACCGUCCGCUUCCUGCCCCUGAAUCGCACUUCCACCACGACCGAGACGUUCAAGAAGCUUUUCGUGGAUGGAGAGUACGAGAAGACUGCACCGUAUGAGGGCUACUUCCACCCUUUUGACGGUGAAAUUCAGAAGUACGGUCUCGCCAUCCCACUUGCGUACUUCUUUUGGGGGUUUUCCAAGAUGCCAUCCUGGUUGCCUAUGAUCCUCAUCUCCUUCAUCAGCCGUUCCUUCAUGGGUCGUCGCGCUGGUCCUCAAGGUGGCCAGCAGCAAGGUGCCCGUCCUGCAGCCGCGCAGUAG
Didymosphaeria variabile is the source of this 795-nucleotide messenger RNA. RefSeq lists its product as uncharacterized. The record is from RefSeq and is a predicted model, not a curated record. The transcript has 3 exons. NCBI's taxonomy places the organism in Eukaryota, Fungi, Ascomycota, Dothideomycetes, Pleosporales, Didymosphaeriaceae. Bases 1 to 795 code for a protein of 264 amino acids.